GGAGCCUGGGGCCACAGGCCACAGGGGACAAGGGCCAGACAGCCCGGCCAUGGCUCUGGGCCAUUGAUCCAGCCCAGGCUGGCUGGUGGGGGCAGGGAGACCUUGGCCUGGACAAACAGAGGCUCUGGGGCCUGCGUGCAGGCCCGGCACCCACCUGCCACUCCCAGAGGAUGCCCACGGCCGAGGCCCCCCAGGCAGCUGGAGGACAGGGCGAUGGAGGUGAUGGCGAGGAGGCAGAGCCGGAGGGGAUGUUCAAGGCCCCCAAGGACUCCAAGAGAAAAGUCCGGGACUACCUCCGCCUGGCGCCCCUGUGGCUGGCCCUUGUCGUGCUGGCUUCGGUGGGGGUCCUGCUCUGGUAUUUCCUAGGGUACAAGGCGGAGGUCACGGUCAGCCAGGUGUACUCGGGGAGCCUCCGCGUGCUCAAUCGCCACUUCUCCCAGGACCUCGCCCGCCGGGAGUCCAGUGUCUUCCGCAGUGAAACGGCCAAAGCCCAGAGGAUGCUCAAGGAGCUCAUUGCUAGCACCCGCCUGGGGCCUUACUACAACUCCAGCUCAGUCUAUUCGUUUGGGGAGGGGCCUCUCACCUGCUUCUUCUGGUUCAUCCUCCAAAUCCCCGAGCACCGCCGGCCGAUGCUGAGCCCCGAGGUGGUGCGGGCGUUGCUGGCGGAGGAGAUACAGUCCACGGCCAACGGCUCGGCCCCCGCCCCCUACAGGGCCGACUACGAGGUGGACCCCGAGGGCCUGGUGAUCCUGGAGGCCAGCGUGAAAGACAUAGUUGCCCUGAACGCCACGCUGGGCUGCUACCGCUACAGCUACGUGGGCCAGGGCCAGGUCCAACGGCUGAAGGGGCCCGACCACCUGGCCUCCAGCUGCCUGUGGCACCUGCAGGGCCCCAAGGAUCUCAUGCUCAAACUCCGGCUCGAGUGGACGCUGGCCGAGUGCCGGGACCGGCUGGCCAUGUACGACGUGGCCGGGCCCCUGGAGAGGAGGCUCAUCACCUCGGUCUACGGCUGCAGUCGCCAGGAGCCCGUGGUGGAAGUCCUGGCAUCCGGCGCCGUCAUGGCCGUGGUCUGGAAGAAAGGCCUGCACAGCUACUACGACCCCUUUGUACUCUCCGUGCAGCCUGUGGCCUUCCAGGCUUGCGAGGUGAACCUGACCCUGGAGGGCCGUCUGGAGCCGCAGGGCGUCCUCAGCACGCCUUACUUCCCCAGCUACUACUCGCCCAGCACCCACUGCUCCUGGCACCUCAUGGUGCCCUCCCUGGACUACGGCUUAGCCCUCUGGUUUGACGCCUAUGCUCUGCGGAGGCAGAGGUAUGACCUGCCGUGCACCCAGGGACAGUGGACGAUCCAGAACCGGAGGCUGUGUGGCCUGCGCACCCUGCAGCCCUAUGCCGAGAGGAUCCCCGUGGUGGCCAGCGCCAGCAUCACCGUGAACUUCACCUCCCAGAUCCCGCUCACCGGGCCCGGCGUGCAGGUGCACUACGGAUUAUACAACCAGUCAGAUCCCUGCCCUGGAGAGUUCCUCUGCUCUGUGAAUGGCCUGUGUGUGCCAGCCUGCGAUGGGGUCAAGGACUGCCCCAACGGCCUGGAUGAGCGGAACUGCGUCUGCAGAGCCACAUUCCAGUGCCAAGAAGACAGCACGUGCAUCUCACUGUCCAGGAUCUGUGACCGGCAGCCUGACUGUCUCAACGGGAGUGAUGAGGAGCAGUGCCAGGGAGGGGUGCCUUGUGGGACAUUCACCUUCCAGUGUGAGGACCGCAGCUGCGUGAAGAAGCCCAACCCGCAGUGUGACGGGCUGCUGGACUGCAGGGACGGCUCAGACGAGCAGCACUGUGACUGUGGCCUCCAGGGCCCCUCCGGCCGCAUAGUGGGCGGCGCCGUGUCUUCGGAGGGCGAGUGGCCCUGGCAGGCCAGCCUCCAGGUUCGGGGCCGACACAUCUGUGGGGGGGCGCUGAUCGCUGACCGCUGGGUGAUAACAGCCGCUCACUGCUUCCAGGAGGACAGCAUGGCCUCCCCGGCGCUGUGGACCGUGUUCCUGGGCAAGGUGUGGCAGAGCUCGCGCUGGCCGGGCGAGGUGUCCUUCAAGGUGAGCCGCCUGCUCCUGCACCCUUACCACGAGGAGGACAGCCACGACUACGACGUGGCCCUGCUGCAGCUCGACCACCCCGUGGUGCGCUCGCCCGCCGUGCGCCCCGUCUGCCUGCCCGCGCGCUCCCACUUCUUCGAGCCCGGCCUGCACUGCUGGAUCACGGGCUGGGGCGCCCUGCGCGAGGGCGGGAACGUGGUCUCAUGUAUUCCGUCGGACACCCUGAAGGGUGGCUAUUACGGUCCAUUUUAUGGAUGGGGAAACUGA
Messenger RNA from Lynx canadensis (Canada lynx), 2354 nucleotides. It is a transcript of the gene TMPRSS6, whose product is annotated as transmembrane serine protease 6. NCBI's taxonomy places the organism in Eukaryota, Metazoa, Chordata, Mammalia, Carnivora, Felidae. The record is from RefSeq and is a predicted model, not a curated record. Gene Ontology annotation, molecular function: protein binding; serine-type endopeptidase activity. Gene Ontology annotation, biological process: proteolysis. The transcript is spliced from 17 exons. Bases 171 to 2354 code for a protein of 727 amino acids.